AUCGUUAACAAACCAUCGACGGCGCUGUUCACAUCGAACACCAGACCGAAAGCCUUGAGGGAAUUAUACGAGGCUGCCGCUAUAGUCGCUGUCAGAAGUUUGGAUAGCCUGAGAAGGGAUGGCAGCUCCAUGGAUAUGUUCCUCUGCACGCCCGUCCUUGGCAAGAGAAGGCGAGACCAAAGUCUCGACAUCGAAUCCAGGAUCCCGGCCGCUAUCGAGGAUCUACGAAGAUGGACAUCCACGGAGGCGCUCGGGGACGUUACUGUACCACCGGAUUGCAUGUCCAGGAUCCUCGGAGAUACAACGACCGACGACGCCGUCGAUCACAAGCUUCCAAGCCCCGAGGAACAGGUUCAAGCCGUCGCUCUGAAAUUCCCGGCGGAAAUCGUGGCUGUGGACGUGAGCGGGAGAGGAUUCGAGAGAAUGUCGAUGAGGAGGAGAUCCCUGCUGUCUGGCCCGGAGAGUCAAGAGACAGCGGUGAAGAGACGAUCGCGACCUCGCAGGCCCAGAGGAAAGAGACGAAACACGAUCGCUGGCACCGAUCAGAAGGAAAUUCGACAGGCUAUCGGGGGGGAAACGACCGGCGAAGAGGCAGAGGAAACGAUGUCGAACAUAGCGACGAGGGCUCAUCGAUCAGCGAGCACGGAUAUAUUGGGCUCGUCGAAGAAAGACUCGUCUACGGAAAAGAAGUCUCACUUCAAUACGUUGAAGGCAUGGGGCAUGUCCAGACUGAAACUGAUCAGUCCGAAAUCCAGUCAGCAAUCGGAGCAGCAGGAGACGGCCGCUUCGGGCACAGAGAGGUCAGAACAGGAUCAAGGUCAGUCGAGAUCAGCCGAGGAAACAAAUAUUUACGAAAUGGUAAUAACCAGGCGCAGGAAGGACAAGUCUCACGAAAGGAAGCCGAGCUCGUCGAGCUCGAGCGGGAAGAGCACCUCGAGUAUACCGGUAUCCGUCCCGAGCACCGAGAGACAACCGAGCGUGAAAUUGCGCGAAAGCGCGGCCCAAAGGAGAGAAAGACGAAAGGGAAGCAGUCGCGACGAGCCGCCUCAUUCCAGCUCUGGAAACUGGAGUGCAUCCUCCGAAAGCGGAAGGGCGAGUAUCGGAAGCGAAACCACCACUACCACGCAUCAGCCGAGAUCAACGACGACUGCCUCGAUUGGAACGUCGUCGACAUCUCUAAGUCACGUGAGACGGUUCAAAGGACGAGAUACAUCGACUUCAUCCUCCGUAACGUCAGAAGGUACAUUAACUCCAGAUAUUAUACAAGAUAUCGCCGUGAUACCUUUCUCCGACGAUGGUGAAACAUCGUCUGUGUAUUCCUGCGACACUGAGGGCUAUUACACCUCGUUCCACGUGGACUCUGGUCUAAAAACUCUAAGAGAAGAGGAUCCAGUCCCGCAGUGUCCGUUGAUGAAAUCCAAUGAUAUCAGUUCCGAUCCUACCUCACCGGUUGUCGAAAACGAGUAUGAACUCUUUGGAAGAGGUUCAACAUCGACAACGACGAGUUCCGCCGGCACAGUCUGUACCGCUUUAAUGGCACCACCGCCGCCAGAAAGGAAAUCCAGCCUAACCGUUGUUGCUAUGGUUCACGGGUCAAACCAAAACGGCGGUGAGUCUCCGGAUAGCGGUCACAAUACGUCGUCGUCGCCCGUGGAGUCAGCCUCGAGUCCAGCCUGUACGGGAAGAUCGUGCUCGGAAUUCGAGUAUUCCGAGUCCAGCGACCUCGAAAGCUGCGAGAGGAUCGAGAGAAUUCGUUUGAAGACUGCGAUCAAUAACAGUCGUAUACCGUCCAUGUGCGUGAUCACGCCACCGGGUUCGGACGACGAGCACGCGAGAGAUUCGGACCAGGCCAGCAAAAUAAUCGAUCUUCAAACAGGAGGAUCGGUUCUAAUGUCCGCCACGGUUGGCACUUCCAAGAUGGAAGUGAUCAACGGCCAAGACAAGAAUCUUUACGCCACGAUUCAGGUGUUACCUUCGCCUACGAGCGAGAAACCCACGGUCGGGCAGAGUCAGGGGGCCAAGAUCAAUCCACUGAGCGGAGUACUGGGCAAACUUCGCGGUGUUCUACCGGGCAGAAAACAGGUGCUGAAGAGUACGGUUCAAGAACAGACGAACGCAGACUCCGGCGACUAUGUCACCAUAGCCGACGUGAGAAACAACAAUGACAAGCGUCAGGACUCGGCUGCCUGUUCAAGCACGACCCCUGUCCGGUCCCCGGUUACCUAUGCUAAUUCGGAUAUAUUUAAGAAAGAUGCCGAGUACGUUAGUUUAAGCGAGUUGCCUAAGAAGCCCGAUUCGUCACUGGAAAGGAAGAGACAGGGUGCGAGGGUUACGUUGGAUUCGGAAGGCAAAGUCGUUUAUUCGUCUGAUAGCUUGAAGAGGAGGAAGGGCGCGCAUACUACCUUCAAUCCAGGUCCAUUCGUAAGAGAAGGCGUGUCGCCGAGUCCGUCUCCAUUGCUGCAUCGGGCAACCCCUAAUGUUCGCGCAGUGACGAAGACCAACGACACGGUGGACGGUCCGACAGGCAAAUCCACUCCACCCACGUCACCCCAAUUAGGCAAGGUGAUCAUCAGAGCGGCGAGAAGUCCCGAUCGCGCGGCCAGUCCAGAUUACGUGAGAACACCGACGACCGUGGUUGGUCCAACGAGUCCGACUACUCCUCAUCGACAAGUUCGCGGGGCUUAUGUCAACGUGCAGGACGACGAAGACAAUACACUGUUGGCUAUAGACUCGGUGCCUCCUCAUGGACUAGUUCAACCACCGCCUUAUAUAUCGCCUCCUAACCCCGAGGAGUGUCAAAAGGAGAAGAUCCAAGAGAUCUUGAAGGAUCCAUCCUCGCCCCAGAAGAUCCAGGGUGAGAAGCAACAGAGCUAUGGACGACAAGCAGUCCCGAAGAUUUACUCUCACGAUCCACGUCAGAGCCUCUGCGAUGGUAACAACAAGCUUUUCGAAGAGACCAAAGUGUCGGGAUGCGACGAUCUGCAGCGCGUCUGCGAUCAACGUCAGAUCGUGUACAUGCGAAAUGCGAGGAACCAGCAGUACUAUGUUCCCGGGAAAGACGCGAACCAACAGUUCUACACGUUGCCAUCGAGAAGGCCACAGAGAGAUGUCGAGCCACCUCGCAGCGUCACGCCGGACAUCACGAGGGGUCUUGGUCGUGGUUCGUUGAGUACGAUGCACGUGCUAGCUAGGCAUGGCCAGAAGGCGAUGAUGGAACAGGAUUCGAAUCGCUAUGGCUCUCACGUGGAAUUGAAUAAGAGGAAUUCGGAGAGCACUGAAACGGAGAACAGGCUGAUUCAAAGUCAAGAGCAGCAAUCGAUUGUGGAUAUUAGAAACAGAUUCCCAACACCAUUAGGGCUGACAGCGCUUGGAUAUCGAUUCUUCGCGUCCUCGCCUGUUCGUGAUCCCGUUACGAAGUCUUCUAGUGCUGAUGCGUUAAAGUACAAUCCAAUUUCCCCGAUCGGGCACGGCUACGGUAAUAGUUUCAAGUCGUCCACGCCGACCGGACGUAGUAUGCCAACUGUUGCCGAACGUUUGGUACUCACCGCCAACAACAACUGCUCGUCGAUGCCGAACUCCGGAAGAAGCACCCCCGUCCAAAGCUCGUCCGGCAGAAGUACACCGACGAACCUGAUACUUUCACCGACCAAGAGCACAAUGUCCAACGAGGAGCUAUUCGCCGCAAUUCACAAAUCGAAGAAAAGACUGAACAUUAAGGAUGACAACGAGAAUCUCUCUCCCUACGGAUCGACCAAUUCGUUAGUGAAGAUGACACCUGGGAACAGGAACAGUUGGAGUUCCGAACCGCAGAAAUCUCCGACGGUAACACAGAACGCCCAACCAGCAUCACCUGCCACUUCACGGUUGGACUUUAAACGGUUACUCCUUCAGCAGAGCGUGAAAACCGGACCAACAAGACUCUCAGCAGCGGAGCAAUUGAAGCUAUCGCGACAACAAUGCCAGCAGCAGCAGUCGUCGCCGACAAUCCAACAGACGACUUCGUUAGCCAAAGUCCUUAGCCCUCGUUCCGUCUGGAGGUUUCAAACGCCUCGUACGGACGUGCUAUCGUCCACUAUAAUCGAGGACACGGCGGCCGAGGAGAAGGCCAUGAAACCUUCCCCUGAGAACACUUCCCCCGUGUCGAGACUGAACGUCAGACGGCAACUGGAUCUUUGUAGCGAUCUGCCCGAAAACUUGCGACUGGUCGAUUCCGUCAGCGAGGAAUCCAUCGCCUGUAACUUGAUUACCGACAGAUUGCCGUUGAACAACGAAAUGGAGACGGGAUCUUCCAUUAGAAACAACCCGACGCAGGAAACCCUCGAGAGCAACAAUAAUCACACGGCUAGUUCUUCCGUUCCAAAUACGCUGCCGUCCGUUUCGAACGCUUCAGACGCUAAUUCACAGAACAAGACGACCAAUUCCGCGACGAUCCCGUAUCAAGCGAACUGCUCGCAGCUCACUCCUUCGUGCCAACAAGCGAUAAGCGCUUUCGAGUCGAGGAGGAUCAGCAAUCAGCUGGCUAGAGCGCAGUUCCUGGCUGGCACGUCGACCACCGCCAGCCAGGGGCACAGCACUUAUGCGAAGAAGAUGUUCCGCGCGAGGUCAGAGUCCCCGCAGAAUCCAGCGAUACAGAACGUCGCACGUAGCCCUAGCGUCCCGACGCUGGAAACUGCUCUGUGAUCGCGACACGCGCCUUGCGUGCUUGUGUAGCAUGUGUGAGCUAUUUAGAACCAGAUUGUCCGUUGUUUCUUCGAGUUAACCAUAGAACUGCCGAUCUGUUCAGCUAAGUAUAGUAUAUAGGGAUGGUAACGAAUACAUAUACAGAAAGGAAUAUGUAUAUACGAUUAUGCAGUAAUGCUCGGUUAAAUUGUAAUGGAACAUGCUCUCACCACUAGGUGUCUCUCGCUAGGCAAAACUUGAUACGGUUAAGAAGAACAGAGAGAAAGAAAAGGAGACAGAUAUAGUAUAAGGGUAUGCUGUUAGUGAAAAUAUGCAGUAGAAAAUAUUUUCCAAUGCAUUGCUAGUAUUCCUUUGACUAAAACGAAUCCAAGCAUCACGUA
Eufriesea mexicana is the source of this 5060-nucleotide messenger RNA. RefSeq names its product NHS actin remodeling regulator GUK-holder (gene gukh). The coding region runs from base 130 to 4680 and encodes 1516 amino acids. NCBI's taxonomy places the organism in Eukaryota, Metazoa, Arthropoda, Insecta, Hymenoptera, Apidae. The record is from RefSeq and is a predicted model, not a curated record. The transcript has 10 exons.